AUGUUUAGAAUUGCAACUGUUGGUCGCCGGCCUGCUCAGCUGUUGUCAAGGCGUUCCUUGGCCUCGUCCGUGCUGCUCACCCGUUCCUGGGGCAACGAAACCGUCGUUCAACUUCGCAAGGAAGCAAAGGCACGCGGCUUGUCCUCAAAAGGAACCAAGGCCUUGCUUAUCCAGAGACUAGAGGAAUAUGAAGCCAACUCGAUAAGACAGGCGCCGUCGCCUUCCAAUUCCCGACAAGCGUCGACCGCUGCCACUGCUGCACCCACGGCGUCAAGCAACGAAUCGUCAGCUACUGCUGCUGCAGAGUUUAUGAACAUCAAAAUCCCAGACUUCCACCCUGAACCGGAGCGCGGAGCCCCAGUUCCUUUCCUUCCAGACUACAUCGGAACCGGAGUACCGACUGGACCUGGAGAAAACUUUGUGCCCAAGCUUGUCGUCGUGGCAGGAGCAAACACACAUAUUGGAGGAGGACCAGCUCAUGCCUCUGUUGAUGCCACAGAUCCAGCACCUCUGUCCCAAGUUGCUGGCGGUGCUGAAUCUCAAACUCAAAAACCUGCAGCUGCUUCGACCACGGAAGGUGGCUUGUUCUUCGACAUUGCACAGGACCUCGGUUUGUUGAACCAGGUUCCUGCCCCCAAACCCCGUCCUCAAACUUCGUUCUGGCAGUGGUUCGGAUAGACAUUCUCAUUUAGACAAUGUAUAUACCUCGAUAAUAUACACUAGACUUUCGGUUUUCAA
Coprinopsis cinerea okayama7#130 is the source of this 738-nucleotide messenger RNA. RefSeq lists its product as hypothetical. The coding region runs from base 1 to 678 and encodes 225 amino acids. NCBI's taxonomy places the organism in Eukaryota, Fungi, Basidiomycota, Agaricomycetes, Agaricales, Psathyrellaceae. The transcript has 3 exons. The record is from RefSeq and is a predicted model, not a curated record.